Messenger RNA from Colletotrichum karsti, 885 nucleotides. Its product is annotated as extracellular protein. The record is from RefSeq and is a predicted model, not a curated record. The coding region runs from base 1 to 885 and encodes 294 amino acids. The transcript has a single exon. Lineage: Eukaryota; Fungi; Ascomycota; Sordariomycetes; Glomerellales; Glomerellaceae.
AUGUGGAACAUCCUUCUUGCGCUUCCUGCCUUUGCGGGAAUGGCCUCGGCUCACAUGGUCAUGUCGGAACCGGCGCCUCUGAAGGCGAAGAACAAUCCGAAUAGCAUCAAUAUCGACUACAGUUACAGCAACCCCCUCUCGCUCAGCGGCUCAGACUACCCUUGCAAAGGCUACCUGAGUGCACUCGGCACUUCCGAAGCGACACCGGUGGACACCUGGAGCGCCGGCGACACCCGCGAGGUCGUCAUCUCAGGCCACACAAUCCACGGCGGCGGGUCGUGCCAAGUCAGUCUCUCAGUCGACGGCGGGAACACCUUCAAGACCCUUCACACCUACAUAGGCGGCUGCCCCGCCGGCGACGGACACCGGCUCAGCUUCCAGAUCCCGUCCGACACGCCCUCGACGGACGAGGGCAUCGUGGCGUGGUCGUGGUUCAACAACCUGGGGAACAGAGAGAUGUACAUGAACUGCGCCGUGGUCAGGAUCGAGAACGGCGGCGACGGUUCGGACUUCAACAGCAGACCCGGCAUCUUCCGCGCGAACACCAACGGGUGCAGGACGGUGGACUCGAGGGACGUGAUGAUCCCGAACCCGGGGCCCAACGUCAUGCUCAACAACCCCGACGCGGUGCCGCCGACUGGUGAUUGCGAAGGUGGCCCUGGAGCAGACUCGGGUUCUGGUUCUGGUUUCGGUUCGGGCAAUGAGGGCCACGGUGGCCAUGGCGGGGAUACAAGUGCUGGAUAUAAGCCUGGUAAUGAUUGGCCGGCAUGGCUCCAGAAUCACGGGUGGGUAUUCACAGUUGGAUCAGAGCAAGCCUUGCUCUUGUUGGGAAUGAUGAUGCUCAGCAUGUGCCUGCACUACACUUGGUUCAGCAACCUGGUGUGA